AUGAACACCGACAACAAGCUGGAUGCGGUUCAAACGGCUGGACCUGAUAUUGAAGAUCAAUUUGCGAAGAAGACGUCCAGCCAGGCAGAAAAUAACAUAGACUGUCCUUCAUUGAGCCAAAUAUUGUCAAAAUUGAGUCCAGGGCCGUCAAUUCUACCAAUUCAAACAACUUCAUCGGCCCCAGUUGACGAGCAAGCGGCUCUUUUGCGGCGCUUAGAAGAUACACUUGCAGAGGCUACAGGCGGUGCUGAGAGCUUCGAGGAAGCGCAGACCAUUCUAAUUGAACUCUGGAAGUGCGGAUCGCGUUAUCUGGCGCGAGCUGCCGAUGAUCUGGCAAACGGCAGUAGAAAUUCAUCCUGGAGACUCCCAUACGGGCGAGCUGGCAUCUUGAAUUUCUUCCUUCAGAUCAUCGCUUCGAGGGAAUUUGAUGACAAUGAUGUACUCCUUCAUGCUUUACGGUUGGUCGGCAAUUCCUGUGCUGACACUGAUGAAAACAGAGCCCUUGUUGUCAAGGAUAACUACACAGCUGCUAUUCUCAACCGUCUUAGCUCAGAACUUGUGCAUGUCGUGAUUCCUGUCAUUUACAACCUCUGCAUCGAUUAUGAGCCUGCCCAACGUCAACUGGCUGCAAACAAUCUUGUAUAUAUCCUUUUGAGACUAAUCAAGGAUGGCGUGCUCGAAGACAACGAGGCGCUUCUUGACUUCUCCUAUGAACUCAUAGAGCUACUCGCAGAGCAUGAACAAGGCAUUCGGGAAUCUCCAGGUGGGACAAUUCUACUUCUCUUGGAUCUUGUGUCUGAGGAGGGAGUUGCUCUCUCUCGAUUUGUCUGCCUUGCUAAUUGUCUUAUGACCUAUCUGGACAAGGAACGAUUCCAGGAUAUCUGUGUUGGUCAACGUAUGGUUGACCGAGUGUUGUCUGUGCUCAAACAGUCAUUGUAUACCAAAGUUGACCCUUUGUCAAGUGGUGAUGCCCAAGCAUUGGCGCAGCUCCAGCUGAAGAUCAACCAAACACUGUCAGAAAUCUCUGCAUCACCCAAAUUCUCCCAGGUAUAUCCCCUUGAGUCUCCUCUUGCCCAGACCUUGAAAGAUUGGCUGGCUUCGACAGAAGACCAACUUCAAAUAUGUUCAUGUGUUAUGCUGGGCAACUUGGCGCGAUCGGACGCGGUGUGCGAAGUGAUGGUGCGGAAGAUGAGCAUACACACUACGUUGAUAUCGAUUUUGAGAUCUGAUGCUAGAGGCGCGGUUCUCCAUUCCGCACUUGGAAUCCUGAAGAACUUGGCUAUAGCUGGCGAUAACAGACAAUGCCUGGGCGAUGCCGGGAUUAUUCCUGCAGUCUCACGCCUAUGGGGAUAUGAGACGGUUCCUCAAGUCCAAUUUGCUGCAACAAGCAUUGUUCGACAAAUCAUCAUCUCGUCAAUCGCAAACAUUUCGCGUCUGCUGGACUUUGCUCCUACUGCCGAGGACUCCUCGACCUCACGACAGACAUAUCUUUCAUCGUUACUUUCUCUGUGUGAGAAAACGGACUCCACACCAAUCAAAACAGAGGUUGGACGGAUCGUAGCUUCAAUCUGCCGCACAAUCGUUCCAAAGUCUUGCGAACCGGACAGUGAGGCCAAUACACUCCUUGAGCGUCUGUUCACCAUGCACGAGGGCGUUGGGCUUCCAAUUGGUGCUAUGAUUGCUCAAUCGCAAUGGCCUGUGGUUAGGAGCGAGGGAUGGUUUGCCUUAGCUUUGAUGGCUUCCAGCAAACAUGGCAGUGCCGCCGUUAUUGACUGUCUGCACAAGCUUGAUUUAUACCCGUUACUGGAGGAGACCAUGAGCAUGUCGGUUUCUGAAUCGGCGGAUGAAGCGGACAAAUUGAAAUCAGCCAAGGAUUGCGAUAAUAUUGUAGUUCUUAUUCAAGAGCUAUUGAAAAAUGAUUCUGGUGCACUCCCGGCUUCCCAGAGAGCCACAUUGGAGAGGCUCAUGCAUAGCCAUGUCUCACAGCAUCUGCAAAGGACAAGGCUGAAUUGA
This is a messenger RNA of Aspergillus thermomutatus, 2013 nucleotides long. Its product is annotated as putative GTP binding protein. NCBI's taxonomy places the organism in Eukaryota, Fungi, Ascomycota, Eurotiomycetes, Eurotiales, Aspergillaceae. The transcript is spliced from 6 exons. Gene Ontology annotation, biological process: positive regulation of GTPase activity. Gene Ontology annotation, cellular component: cytosol. Gene Ontology annotation, molecular function: guanyl-nucleotide exchange factor activity. The record is from RefSeq and is a predicted model, not a curated record. Bases 1 to 2013 code for a protein of 670 amino acids.